Molecule: messenger RNA, 2901 nt
Organism: Lepisosteus oculatus (spotted gar)
Lineage: Eukaryota; Metazoa; Chordata; Actinopteri; Semionotiformes; Lepisosteidae
Source: RefSeq, a predicted model, not a curated record
UUCUGGACCCCUCUGUGUCUCUCCUGACCCAGACGGGCCCCGACGCUCGGUUCUGGACCCCUCUGUGUCUCUCCUGGUCCAGCCGGGCCCCGAUGCUCGGUUCUGGACCCCUCUGCAGUGACACCCCGGGCUCCUGGGACUCCUGCUGCAGUUCCCCUGGGCGUCUGCAGGGGGCAGUCCUGCCUGUUCCCCAGCCCUGUCCCGAUACGCACAUCUGCCGUCUUGCGCCCCUUUGUGUGCUCGAGUGCGAGGUCUCGGGGUGUAACAGGGGUGCUCACGAGCGCCCCUCUCUGAAUCCCGCGUGGGAGCGGCUCCGCUGAAGGGGGUCACCCCCCCCCCCCGGUUCCUGGCGGAAUGGGGGCUUUUCAGAGCCGAGAGUCGGGAUGGAGAAUAAAAUAUUAACGCGUUGCUCAAGUUGAACUUUUUUACAGUUUUCAGACUCAUCUUAUGUAAAAAAAAGAAAACAAUUAUCAGGAUUCAUGCUGUCGGUAGUCUAGGUUUUAAUAGAAAGCCUUUAUUUAGUCGCCCUGUUUCGACUGAUCCGUUGACCUGCUGCGUAUUUUGUACACGGAAAGACCAAAGUAUUUAAUACUACAAAGCAGUGAGGUGUUGGAGAGUUCCCCUUAUUCAGCUGACCUUGAAACGUACGCGUUGCGGUCCUUGUACCGGGACAGAUGAGAUGAGCUGUGUUUAAUAGAACAGAGCUCUGGGAGGGAAAGCGUUUUUCCUGGGGUGGCUGUGCCCGGGGUGAGUCCGGCCUGGUGUGUCGCUGCCUGUGCGCAGGGGCACGGCCAGGGCAGAACGAAAAAUUAUUUCCAAGAGAAUCUGCCGACUUGCGCUUAUCGGCCGGGAAAGAGGCCUCAGGGGCAGGGCAGGGCAGGGCAGCGUUUCGCCCGCUGAUGACGCCCCUCGCACCCUUGCACACUCGAGGUCUGCUCUUCUACUGGCGCUGCAGUACAGUAGUGCGGGCUGGGAGGAGGGGCUCAGGGCCCCGACUGGGGGACACGGCGUCCGUGUGCGAGUGUGUGUCAGAGUCGGGGGGGUCUCCCGCCUCCCCCAGAGCCCAGCCCACCAGUCCGAGGUGUCCUCAUGUGCGGUUCACACCCAGUCCCCCCGCCCCGCGACCCACGACCCCUGGGGUCUCCGUCAGGACCCCCUCUUCCUCCUCCACCUCCUCCGCCUCCGGCGCACCCCCACCGGAGCCCAGGGGCGGCCAGGCCCGGGUUCUGCCGCUGUGUUGCUGGUUGUUUGGAUGGGGAGAGAAGCCGGCCCAGCGCCGCUGCAGGUCCGCAGGCUGCCUCUCUCUCCCCAUGUGUGAUCUGACUGUGCUCACGUCUUCUCUCCUGAUCGUUAUAGUGCAAGAGCCGAGCGACGCACAGACAACAGACUCGCAGUGCGCUUCCCCCCCGCCCUCUCGACCCCCCCGCCCUCCCCCUCCUCUCUCUGCCUCCCCUGAGGAAGCAGCACUGCGAGUCUCCUUCUGUCCCACACUGCCUCCUCUGGUCUCCAAGGGACAGAGACUCGAGUCACGUAGAGAGAGAGACUGGGUUCAGUCUGUCUUUCUGUCUGUCCGUCCAUCUCUGAGAAAGAAAGCACACAGUGGCCUCUUGCUCGCUCGCUCUCAGUCAGCCCGUCGCCAAGAUAUCCGGCUGCGGGUGCGAGCGGAGUACUGCGAGCACGACGCGGCCCUGCGCAGCAGCGUGUCCUCGGACAAGCGCCAGCCGCUGGAGCGCCAGUUCGAGCUGUUCGGCCGCGCCAGCACGGUGCUGCGCUCCCGAGACCUGGGCUCCAUCCUCUGCGACAUCAAGUUCUCCGAGCUCGCCUACCUGGACGCCUUCUGGGCCGACUACCUCAGCGGCGCCCUGCUGGAGGCGCUCAAGGGCGUCUUCAUCACCGACUCGCUGAAGCGCGCCGUGGGCCAGGAGGCCGUCCGGCUGCUGGUCAGCGUCGACCAGGACGACUACGAGGAGGGGCGGCGCCUCCUGCUGGAGGCGCAGAACGGCCCCUGCUGCCCUCUUGCCCCCGACGCGCCCCGGGCGCGCCAGACCCGCAGCGCGGCACGGUCCUGAUCCAGCUACAGUGGUCCCUGACAGCAGUGGGUGUCAGUGAGGCUGGAGAUUCGAACCCUGAGCAGUUGACCUCACUGUGUACAGAACCUGGACUGACUGACACCCCUCACUGACCCGGAGUGAUCCGGACAGCUGGACUAGACGAGGGGGGUGCUGAGGUGACCCAGUGCGCUGUGGACCUGCCAGACCUGGCCUCCUCCUGUUCCCCUCCUCCGGCGGCCAGUGUUGGGGCGCCCCCCCCUGGUUUUGUGGACAGUCCUUUCAGGGGUCUGAGUUAUUUUUUGUUACCCCGGUCUUCUUGAGGGGAGACCAGGUCAGCCUGACCAAGAGAGCGUGAAUCUGGGGUACCCCUUUCUUUUGGUGCAGUGUGUCCACAAGACCCUCCCCCCCAGCGAUAUGGGGGUCCCCCGCUCCCCAUCCGUGCAAGAGUGCCUGUGUCCUGCUGGUUCCGGAUCUCGGGGCUCCGAGGGGUGCCUGGGGCGCCUGUGACGCUGCCCGCUCGGCACGGGUCCGAGCCGCGGUGCUGUUCCUGGGUCUGUCUGGGGACUCCUUCGGGAUCCCCCACUUGGAAGUCGUUCCAAGUCCCUCAUCACGAUUCCGAGCGACUCUUGCGCGAGGGGGACGCGCCGCUGGCGCCGCCCUGUGGGCCCCGGCGGGCGUGGCGGCGUGGGGCCGUCGCGCGGCGCUGCAGAGGAGCGAGCAGUCGCUCGGGACCAGGCUGUCCGGGGUGAGUCAUGGCACGGGCGCUUGGGGAGUUCACUGCUUUUUCUAAACUGGUUUGAUGUGUUUGUGUACAUGAGAACAGGUUUCUAAUAAAGGUUUGUCAAGAAAA